AUGAGCCAACCCGCGGGCAAGUUGGGAGCAAUUUUCAAUGUCUUGCCCAUACCUGUCUUCGCAAUUGAUUUACAAGGUCGGGUAGUGGAAGCCAAUGCAGCAGCAGUGGAGAUUUGCGGGUUUAAGACCCAAGUUGAGCUGCUGCAGAAAGACUUUCUGCAAGCCCUUGUCGCCGAUGAGGACAAAGCAGAUGCUCGAGUCAGACUGAAGGAGGUCUUGGAAGGCCAUGGAAGUGGAGAGUCGCUGAAGGUUACAGCAGUGACUCGAACCGGCCGGAAGCAGGCAUGCUUGAAGGCUGCUACAACCCGCAGUGCAGCAGGAAAGCUCGACGGUGCAGUCAUAUGCGUCCAAGACAUGAAUGAGAUAAAGAUGCUGGCAGGUAGUGCGGCACAUGCUGACGGUGCGGAGCAUCUCUCUGGAGCUUUGUCUGCUACUGGAAUGGCUCUGUUCUGCAUCGACAAGGAAUGCAAGAUUGUAGAGUGGACACCGAAGAUGGAGAAGUUGACCGGGUACCUCGCCGGUCAGGCCAGCAAUCAAGAGGCGACCUUCUGUGCUCUCGCCAGCUCCCGGGCCAGCAUGAGGAAGGGGCUGGACCAAGCGCUGCGUGGGCUGGACAUUCCUCGCUACAACGUCAGCAUAGAGCACAGCAGUGGCCGGACGAAGGAUGCUUGGUUAAGUGUGGUCCCAUGGCGGUCAGCCACCGGCAGCAUCGUGGGGGCAGUUGCAAGCUUCCAAGAUGCGGAGGAGGUGGACCGGAGACUGGGUGAGGCAGACUGGAUUCGAACUGCCGUGGCGGAGCAACUGGACCGAGCCAAUGCGGCGAUUUUCUCCAUCGACUCCAAUCUGUGCAUCACCGAAUGGAAUCACAUUUUGGAAGACCGGAGCGGCAAAGAGAAAGAGAAGGUUGCUGGGGCAAAGUUACUGGAUCUGCUUGAGACGGAGUCGCGAAGCGGAGCGGAAGCAGCUGCCAAGACAGCUCUCGCCGGCGAGUUGGGCUCAACUGUACAGAUAUCUUUGAUGCCUGGGAUGGACAUGGUGCUGGGAUUUUCCCCACAAUUCAGCUUCACUGGCAAGGUCAUUGGUGCGCUGGCAGUUGGUCAGCUGCUGCCAUCUCGUGCGUCGCCACAGGAAGCCGGGACGUCCCACGCCAUGAAGGCCAUGAUUCUUCACGAGCUUCGCUCUCCUUUGCAUGGCAUCCUGGGUCUGGCAACCACGCUGUCGCAGGACGCUGGUCCUUUGCAGAAACCGCUUGGCAUGAUUGGUUUGAGCGCAGAGCGAGUCCUGAACUUGAUUACCAACAUUAUUGACUAUUGGAACUUCUGCGACGAAGACAAAAGAACUUCCACGAGCAAGGAUGAGGUUGUGGAUUUGCUUGUGCUUGCAAAAGAGUGCAUCUCCAAGUGUGAAUCUUUCAAGGACAAGAAGGGCAAGCCCCUCAAGAAGGACCAGGUUCAAUUCACGAAGAACUUGCAAAGUGUGACCAUCUCCGGCGAUGCAUACCAGCUGAUGCAGAUGAUGAUCCACAUCCUCAUGAAUGCUUUCAAGUUCUCCUCAGAGGGAGAGGUGACUUUCACCAUUGAGAAAAACGCGGAGACCAAUUCUGCUGUGAUCACGGUUACAGACACAGGUCCUGGCAUAAAACCUGAGACAAGGGACAGUAUGUUUCGUGCUUUUGCACAAGAAGACUCAACCGAGAGCCGAAAACACGACGGUAUUGGCGUUGGGCUGGCCUUGGUGCGUGAAGUAGUGCGGAUACACCACGGGAGUCGUGUCCUCGUUUGCAGCACAGUGAUGCCUUGUGACUGUGAGUCGAAUCGAUGCCCAUCGAUGCCAUAG
This is a messenger RNA of Symbiodinium sp. CCMP2456, 1836 nucleotides long. The record is from the annotation of a GenBank genome assembly. NCBI's taxonomy places the organism in Eukaryota, Dinophyceae, Suessiales, Symbiodiniaceae.